UAAGAACAAAGAUGGCGGUGGAUUUGAGUGUAGCACGCCGACAACUUUCAGAGGCUCUUGGGGACUACUCUCAAACGUAUGAUCAUUUGUUCUGUAUUUUUUGUAGCUAAACAAUUAUUAAAAUUUUGCUAUGUUUGAUUUCCUAUAUCUUUAAGGUACUGGAACAACAUGAAGCUCUGGUAUAAACAAAAGGUUAGUAACUGUGAACUUUCACAUCUACCCUCUCAAGGUGAUGGGCUGUCAAGCUUGGCAGCACUAUCCUCCGACAGAGAGCCUCAAAGUGUGUUCCUGGCUCAAGACGUAUUUAUAAUUUUUACUUAUUCUCAACUUUGCGUAAAAAGACGGUGAAGGCGAACCGUUGGCUGGUCGCGUAGAAACUCCAGUGUUAAAUAUUAUACCAACCCCUAGUUGUCAAUUUAGAGCGCAAAUCAGGUUCAAAAGGAUUUUGAGAGUGAAAUAUUUAUGAGCAGAAGUUAAACUUGGCCACAUCAACGAGAGAAAUUGGUGUUUUUAUUGUGAUCAUUUAUGAUAUCCGUCAGAGGGUGGGAAGGAAACCCAGACCCAAGGCCCCCCUCCCCUCUAAAUCUCCUUGGACCUAUUUUACAUUCCCCUCUUAGUUUUGCCAGCUGAUACCAUGGCAGAGAUAAUGGAUGUUUCUUUUGAUAAGCACAUAUUAAUUUUUGUGGGAUGAUGUUUUCUUAGUUUGAGUUUGUUUUACACAGAUUUCCAAGGAGGAUUUUGAUGCACAAGCCAAGAAAUGUCUUGGGAAUGAUAACCGUAAGUAAAUAGCGUCACGAUUUACAAAUGAUCAAAAUCUUUAGUUUCCUCACCACUUUCACUAAAGAUACUGUUUCAAAACAAAUCCAUUUCGUGUCACACCUGACAAAUUAUAUCAACCCUUCAACUUCCAUGAUCUUAUUGUUUAAUUUUCCCUCCAACUGUUACACAUUUCCUGGUAAAUUAGUCACAAGAAUUUGGUGUUAAAUGAAGAUAAGAGCUUCUACCUGAUAAGUUCGAGAUUUCUCAUCACCUGUUUUUGGAUAUAGUGUGGAUAUUUAAGAGAUUAAGAUUUCUGGGAGUUAAAUGGUUACUAAAUUUUCUGCUAUGAUUUUCCAAGUUCUUUAUUAAGUUAGGCUUAUAACUAAAAAAAAAUUAAAUACUUUAAAAUAUAACUCAUUAAUCAGAUGAUCGGAUUAAACAAGCCUGGAAUGUAAUUGUAUUAUGUGGAACAAAUUGAAGAGAAUGCAUUGAGCAUCAUAUCCAACCUCAUUUGACAUGUCCUCUGGAAAAAUUAGCUUAUGGAGAAAAAAUAACUUGAUCAAAUGAAUUUGUAUUAAGCAUAUGGAUCAUUAUAAUUCAAGAGCAAGAAAAACAACAGAUGUCAUUGCUUGAUAUGCCAGCUGCCUGAGACUGCGUGUGGGAGAGGAGAUUAUGGUUUAUUUUUGCAGUCUUAAGAUAAUUCCUUUCUUCUCUCUUUUGUAGUUCAUUUCCAUAAUGAAUUUCUUCUUGCCAUUUUGGCAAAAUGUCAAGCCCUUGGAUCUUCUCCAGGUGAGUCACUGAAAAUUAAGACUUUUUAAAUGAUUCUAGCAGAGUUAAACUGCCAUUCAGAUCUAUCAUAUCAUCUUGCAGUAAACAUUGAUGAAAUCAAUCUAAUUUUCUUCCUGUCUUGUAGCACCUCAUCCAAAAACUCCACAGAAGUUACCUCCCAAACCACAGCUGAUUAAGAAAGGAAAAAUUAAGAAGCAAAAGAAAGUGUUAAGGGCCAAUUUUGAGGUACAGUGAUUUUCAAGUCUUUGUUUGGGAUAAUGUAUCACUGGUCAUAAUGAAAUCUCAUUUCCUCAUAUUUCACUAUACUAUCCUUGUCCAUGCUCUUUUUGGUAAUACAGUAAUGAAAAGUCAAUUGAAUAGAUGUUGACUAAUAUUUUUAAUUUUUGUUUUAAUCACCAGCAAAGGUUUGCUCCUUGUGACCCUUUACAGAAUGCUCCACAGCUGUCUUUGAAGGUUUGUUUAAACUUAUUCAGAUCAUCUACUUACAAUCAGAUCUUUUUCAACCCUUAUCACUUCAAUUUUUUCUCUUUUACCCCCAUUUAUUAAAUAGUCACCCCCUCCUUCCUUCCCCCCCCCCCACGAAAAAAAACAAUGUUGUAUUGGGAUUCCAUGAACUUUAAGCUACUUACAGGUAACAUUGAAUGGGGAAGGGGGGUUCUUGUCAAUGAUUUAGAGAGUGGUAGAAACAGGAGUGUUAUUCUCCACAUGGACAGAACUUUUCAAACAUGAUAUAUCAACUAGUUUUGAUACUGAUUGUAGUUCCUGUUCAUAUAUUGCUGUGAGCAACAGAAACAUAAGUAUAAUUAUUGAUUAUUAUUUCAUCUGGGAGUGAAAUUUAAACAAAUUGAAACUUAGACAUAAUAUGCAUUGUUUUACAUGGGUUGCUUGUAUUCUCAAAAAGUUCAAAAACAAAAAAGAGACAAGGAAAUUUUCUCAGAUGUUCAGAGAUUGUCCAUUACAUUUGUAAAGAUGAAGGUAAAAUUUCAACCAGUAAAAAUGCAAAUGAGUAUUAAGUGAAAAUUAAAGUGUGAAUUUUUUCUGAUUGUUUUGGUGGGAUUUUCAUGAAUUGAUUUGAAAUUUACAACAUGUGCACCAGUCCUUAAUUCACAUUUUGUUCAUUGGUCCAACCACAUGUUCUUGUUUUUUUUUGUUUUUUGUUUUUAAUAUGUUUUCUCCUUUGGCUGAUGUUGUUGCAAUUUCCCAUAUAUAGGGUAAGUACCACUCGUGAUAAUGAUAAUAAUAACAAUAAUAAUAAUGAUGAUGAUGAUGAUCAUAGCAAAUACUGUAUCCAUUUGUUAAAACAUUGCUAGAAUUUUAGUAGAAUAUUAUGAAAAGUCAAUGCACAUAUAAGAUAUGUUGAUUAUAGCUAAAUGUUGUUCUCAGAGAUGUGGUUGAGGAUGCAGACAUCUGGGUAAGCACCCUCCCUGGGCUCAAUGUGUGGUGAUGGUUAGCAGGAUACUUUACUCUUGCAGUGCCUUUUGUCAACCAGGAGUGUUAAUGGGGUCCCUGUGAACUGUCAGGGAAAGUUGACAAAAAGCUGGGGGGAAUAAAUUCCAGCAAUCUCAGGGCAAUUAUGCAUGUGAUGUCUCACCUUCUCUUAUUGGGGUUCUCCUCUCUUCUAAGUGUUCUCCUUUUCUGGUGGUAACCAGAAAAAUUUACUGCCUGAAGUACCUCUUUUACUUCUUAGAAUUUAUUGCAAUUCUUGAAAAUUUAUCGCAUAAAAGAUUGUUCUACCCAUUUAAAAACAUUUUACCAGUUGUGCAUAAAUGAAGGGAGAUCCCUGUCUGUAAUGUUAUAAUUUUUUGAUCCAUACACAAAAGUUUGGUUAAUCACAAUUGUGAAAAUGAAAAAAGAUGUUGCAAAUAUUGUGCAGUAUGAUAUGGAUAUUUUAUAGUGCAAACAUGUACAAUAUUUCCAGAGAAGCUACCACACAUUUCCUUGUAAAUUGAUUUCAAGAAUUAGGUGUUCAAUCAAGGUAAUAAAUUGUACCUGAUGAGUUUGAGUAUUCUCACAACUUGUUUGCUGUAUAAUUCAUGGAUAGUAUAGGGAGAAGUUACAUGGCAAUCAGUUGUGGUAGUUAAGGGGUUAAGCAUUUUGUGUUUUUACAGAGCUUUCAGAAGACAGUGAAAUUGGUCUUUGUUCAUAUGACUUGAUGUUACCGGACUCUGCUACCAUAUAUGGCAGAUUGUUUCUUGGUGCUUGGGAUGCUGGGUUGGACAGUGUUGCGGAUGAAACAGUGAACCUAAUGCUUCAUGCCACAGAGGUACUGGAAUGUCACUGCAAAUUUGUCCUAGUGUAAUAGGUUAAAGGUUGAGUGCACAAUGUUCUUUUCUUUAGUAAGGUUUAAUCUUUUACUUUGUUGCCUCAUUCUUUACAUUAAUGGUUGAAUGUGGGAGAAGCUGUGGUUUUGAUUUGUACUUCUAUCAUUAAAGAACCUCUAUAUUAAACAUCAUUUAACAAUAGCCAAGAAAUAAAUUAUUGUGCCCAAUUAAAAUAUUGGAAGAGAAACCUUGAUUUUAUUUUAUCUUGAAUUUACAGAGUAGGUAAGAAGUUAAUUUCUUUGAAAAUUUUAAACAAACAUAAACAUAGUGUUUAAGGACCCCAAACUAGCAGGAGGCAGACCAGUUGGCUAAUUACAAAGUGCAGCCAAGCUGUCAAAUUCAAGACAACCACUAUUAAAUCCAGUGCAUAGUGGGAUGGAGGGCUGGCACCAACAGAUAACAAGACCAAUGCCCUAACCACUCAGCCACACUACCUCUUAGAGAAAUAUAACAAAGAAGCAAAAUAAUGUUAAAAAAAAGGGCUUGAAGUGUAUCAGUUGAGAAAAAACACAUGUACUCAAGCAGAAACUGGUUCUCAUUUAAAAAUUUCUCAACUUCUAAGUACCUGCAAUUUCAAUCUUUCUUCCCUAUCAUCAACAUCUCCAACUCAAGACACCCCCCAAUGCUCAUUCCUAUUCAGGUUAAAUGAAUGACAUUCAAUUAUUUUUUUCUCUUAUCAGUACUUAGUGAAAGAUAUUUUGACGGUUUGCUGCUCAAUGAGGAGCAACUUUAGACUCAGGGAUGGACAUUUCCGCUAUGCCAUGGGUGGGACCUACCCCAGGAUGCACCUCAGAAAUAGUACCAGUCCCUGGCCACCAGGUGCUGAAAGGUAAGCAUUGUGAAUUUUUUAAGGGCGUGUAUUAUUUCCUUAAGCGGUGGGUUUUAUGAAUUGUUGAAAAUUUUAAAGCAGCCUUGCUUCUGCUUAAGCCCUAGUUCUUGCAACUAUAAGAGGAGGCCAGAACAGUUCUGAAAUUACACAAGCAACCACCCUACGUAUAAACUUUCAAAGGCCAUAAUGGUUAAAUUUGAACGGGAGUUUAAUGGUUUAACUUGCCAAAGUUUAUCUUGUUUUCUCUAGUAUUGCUACUCCCCAUCUCCUCCCCCCAAGGUUCAUGAUUGUCUCAGCCCGUUGUGUCUUGUGGAAGUCAUGAAAUGACAGCUCGCAAGGUUUUGAAAAAAUUAACUUCAAAUUCAAGGCGAGCUUAGAUGAAAAUUCUGAUGUUUUAUUUCUUUAAUCGAAUUAUUACCUUUUUCAUUUACCACAUAAGAUGAUACUCUAUUUGGGUGAAGAAGCGAACACACUGGAUACGGAAAGCUGGCGAAUGAAGCCCCGGGCUAUUUUUUUUCCCGCGCAGGGGUCGUAGUUCGCGUCAAACCGUUCGGCCCUACACACGUCAGUUUUCACUGUGAUUUUCGAUGAGAUUGCACGAGCGGCGCGGGACGCGUCAUCUGAUAAUAAAUAAACCGUAGUCCUCAGUCACAAUCAUUUCAUGUGAAUCGACUUCCGGGCAAAUCAACUUACGGGCGGUAAGACCCGUUGCCAUGACCCGAUGAGAGUUUUAACCCAGGUCUUUCGAAGACUAGCGCGCUGACCAUGGAAACCGCCGCCUCCUCUGCAAUACGCAAAACAUGCAGUUGAGCGCGAGCGUUUCCUCCCUGUAAAAGCGCUUUGACAACAAAGGAAAAAAGGCCAUUGUUACGUUAGUUGCAGAAAAGUUAGCGUACGCAAAGGACACAACUUUCUAUCAGCGACCUUCAAGUUGCCAGUUUUGUUACAGAAAAAGCGUUUUGAGCAAGUUUCCAUAGCGAAAAAUGGCUUCAACUUCGAUUAAAAGCAGACAGGAAUCUUCGCGGAAUCUUUCCUAUAAAGCCAAAAGUUUUGUUGGCAAAUGUGAAAGAGAAUUCCGUGAACUCAAGCAGCGUGCAGACAAGUACUUUGACGACUUGGACAAAGUCGAGGAGAUGUGCCAGCGAGCGAAGCAAGACGUUGAGAGAAUUCGACUGGAAGCUCAGGCCAAAAAAGAGAUAGCAAAAAGAGAUGCCGUCUUCCAAGCCAACUUGUAUUUUGUUGUCCAAGAAAUGACGGGUAAACGGAAGAGAAUGAAAGUCAGAGAAGAGACAACGGCGGCAGAAGAGAAGGGGCCUGAACCGGCCAGAAACGCUGAGCGGGACACAUUAACUGGUCGCGUUUGUCGCUAUGUGAAGAUUGGCUGUUCAUUGGUGUUUGAUGCAGUAGCUGUAUAUGGACUGUUCAAGUUAACGCAACCAUACUUCUAAGUCUUGGCUCAGGGUUGGGGGAGGGGAGGUACUGACUGAACUGAAAGAAAGAAAAUAAGAACGAACAAUGUGGGUUUUUAUGUUCUUCUUACUCAGGAAAAUGGUUUCUAUGACUUCUCAACUCCAAGAUUUUUACACGAAGAAGGAAAACAACAGAAGGGAGAUGAAGAUAGCAACAGAACUUCAGCAUGAACAGCAAAAUACAAGUUGAAAUCGAUUUUUGUAGAGUUUACGAAUCAAUCAGGAUGUACUAAGAAAUAAACAAUUUUUUCCCUAUCAAACGAUGGAAUUUUUUUUUGCUUUUCCUCGCGGAAAGUUUAUCCAGGCUUUUCUAUCAGUUGAGAAGCGAGAAAGAAAAGUUAUAGUUAAAAAGCAAGCAAAAGAAAACUAGGCAUGUGAGCCCACGAGAAGUGAGCCCGCGCUAAGCUUCCCAGCUUUUGGUUGGCGGAAACAAGCGAAACGGCGUGCGCGAAAAACAGGGGAGGGGCAUGGGUUCGGGGAGAGAAAACACUUCGCUGUGGAAUCGACUACGAACAAAAAAGAGCGGUGAAAGUAGAGUCUGAAAAAUGCUACUAGCUCUCAUUAACGCUGUGGCACGAGCGGCGAGGGCCACAAGACUCGUGUUGCCUCGCAAAUCAAGCGUGCGAGAGUUGUGUGUGGGGUCUGGCAUGACUUUCGAGCCCAGACACUUGCAAGCUCCUGUAGGACCUCUCUUACGCUUAUAAGACAACCCUAAUGAGAGCCUGCUUUUCGACUCUGAUAUUCGUAAAAGAAUUGCUUCGCGUUUUGAGGUCCGGUACUGCCAAUGUUGUCAAGAAACUAGUUUAGACUCACCCACAUAUUUAUCUUGUGUUGGUUCAGAUCUUUGGGCUGUGUUAAUGGUGCUGCCAGCAGUAGUAGCAACAGUGGUCGAACGUUGGAGCAAGCCGAAGCUGAGGCAGCGGUCACAGUUGCCAGCAGUGAUAGUACGGGAACAGCUAAACCUCCGAUUUCUCUUAUGGAUCUUAGGGAUGCUCUACAGGUAGGUUGGAGAUUUAAUUAUGUCUAUAAUUACUAGUGGACUUCAACGAAAAAGCAUUUCCUCAUCAUUUCAAUCAGACGAAAAUAGUCGUAGUGCCAAAUGCGGGGCGAAAACGUCUGUGGGUCUUACUCUCGUCCAUAACCUGAGUUGAUGACCUCUUCCGGUUCCUAGGUAUCUCUUUUGAGGAGAAGGCUAUCUUUUUUCUCUUCUCACAUCUGCGGACGUUCGCGUAACGGAGUUUCACGUUUCCUCCAUCGAGAUGAACGCCCGGUGGCAAGUUGCCCCGUCCAUGCCCUAACAUAUGAUAAGAAAAGCGGAAGGGGGAGGGGAGGGGAAGGGAGAUAAAAUCAGUAGAAAGGGCAAAGACCGGGAGAGUCCCUUGGCAACUAGUUUCAAAGGAUAGAGCGUUACAUUUUUUUAAAUUAACUUCCGCAGUUGAUAAAAUCUUGUUUUUUUUCUGCAGGUUCAUCGGAGAGUGAUUCCCUCGCAUACUGUAUAUUCGGCAAACAUCGAGAGAACACUUGCAAACAUGUGUCACCCUGGUCAUGACGAACUAGAACAAAACCAAUUACACAAACUUGAGGCAAGACGAAGAUAUGAAAGACUGAAACAGCAAAGGAGCUUAAGCUUGAGAUUGUAACUAAACGCCUUAGUGUGACCGUCUUCAAUCCAGCCGCUGAUACUAAAAUUUCUACGUAGAUUUCCAUGAAUAUUUUACUCUGUCCAAGCCCAAAGAACUAAAUUCAAGGCUUCGAUGAUAGAAGCGACUACCCUUUCUCGCCAACCGACCAAGAAAUAAAAAAUGGGCUCAAAUCUUGUGGUUAUUUAGUGAUAAUAUAACUGAGAUAAUGACUUUCUUGGCUAUCUUUGGACACCUGUUGUGGUUUGUUUGUCAUUUGCAUAUCAGCUGUUCAAUUCCGGUUUCACGAAAGAGGAACAAAAGAUUUUAAUUAUAUUUCUUUUCUGUGAGGUAAAUAAGUUAUUGAGCAACAUCUCCCGCUUUGACAUACCACUCGAGGAAAGCCCCUUACCUUGUCACGUCGGCGUAACUCUUCAAUCUUCUUGCGUGACAGUUAACCUGUCACGAUAAGACCAGUAAACAAAUAAGGAGUUGCCGUAGAAAAGGAUCCGCACGGGACUACGCUGGAAAAGGAAAAGUGACUGUCUAAACGUCUGUUUGGCUGCUAAUUUUCUCUAGUAAAGAUAAAAUGAUUAUUCAAUGAUU
This is a messenger RNA of Pocillopora meandrina, 8392 nucleotides long. The record is from the annotation of a GenBank genome assembly. NCBI's taxonomy places the organism in Eukaryota, Metazoa, Cnidaria, Anthozoa, Scleractinia, Pocilloporidae.